Molecule: messenger RNA, 964 nt
Organism: Ylistrum balloti
Lineage: Eukaryota; Metazoa; Mollusca; Bivalvia; Pectinida; Pectinidae
Product: acyl-coenzyme A amino acid N-acyltransferase 1-like
Exons: 6
Coding region: 101-964 (287 amino acids)
Biological process (GO): acyl-CoA metabolic process; fatty acid metabolic process
Molecular function (GO): fatty acyl-CoA hydrolase activity
Source: RefSeq, a predicted model, not a curated record
UAAACAUGGGAUAAAAUCUAUCGCACCGGUGGGUACAUUUUGUACCAAGAUCUGUUGAAGUACUUGAGAAUAGCAGGUCUGCAGGUAAUUUGAAGUCGACAUGGCAAAAAAUGUUACCCUAUCAGCUUUCCCCAAUGAGGUUUUGGUGGACGACAGAUUCACUGUCCGUGUGACAGGACUGGGUUCGAAUCAGAGGGCAACUAUCCGUUCUGUGGUCAGGGAGGGCAGUAUGGCUUUCAGUGCGUGCGGUUGUUAUAUGGCAGAUAAUGAUGGCUGUAUCGACGUGUGUGUCCAGCCGUCCGUAUCAGGUACUUACACCGGCGUUGAUCAGAUGGGACUAGUGUGGAGUCUACAGCCGAUACCUGGUCAGAGACCAGGGCUACGUCUCUUUAAGAAGGACGUUACCACCGCACAAACGAUUAAGUUUGAAGUCUUCACAGAGCAUCGCGCUUUUGAUCAUCUUCACGAAAUUUCUAUUCCACCGCUGUCCACGACUGAAGUGCUGCGGUGGUACAAAGGCAAGAACGUAAAGAGAGUUCCGGUGGAGGUAGGAAAUAUACGGGGCGUGCUGUUUAUACCGCCAGGUAAAGGCCAAUUUCCCGGAGUGAUGGACCUGUUCGGCUCAGCGGGUGGGCUUAUUGAAUACCGUGCUUCCCUUUUGGCCUCUCGUGGGUUCGUCGUGUUAUCACUGGCAUACUUCGGAUACAAAGACCUGCCCGAGUCGCUUUUUAGCAUCUUGAGCAUCGACUAUUUUAAGGAAGGCGUCCAUUAUCUAAACAGUCACCCUAGUGUUCAGCCUGGUGGAGUAGGGAUUCUUGGUGUAUCUAAAGGGGCUGAAAUAGCGCAGCUGGUAGCUCUACAUUCUCCACUGGUGAAGGCAGUGGUCAGCAUCAAUGGUAUCCCAUACGUCACACUACGACCGUACAGUCAUGGCGAUGACGUCAUUCCAGUCGUAAACAACUAA